CCUCGCGCGCCGACAUCCAGAAAGCUCGGGAGGCGUUUGGUUUUUAGUUCUUCGCGCUCUCCCUCUCUCUCUCGAAGCCGCCGUUUCCUGGGAGACCUUCGUCGACGUUUUGCCUCUUUUUUUAUUCGUUUAAACUUUUUGGUACUCCCCCCUCCACUUCCUCGCCUUAUUGGGGGUCCGAUUUCUGACGCGGAUUUCUUGUGAGGAGACAGGCCCACCCCCCAAUACCCCCAGGUACCAGCUACUGACAAUGUCGGCAGACGGCCCUGACGCUCACAUUACGGAGGUGAAACCAUUAGUGGAGAGAGAAGAGGCAAUCACACAUCUCCUACCUGACUUUGAUGUUCAGGAACAAGAUAUUGAGACAGUACAUGGCUCUGUCCAUGUUACCAUGUGUGGGACUCCUCGAGGAAAUAGGCCUGCCAUUCUAACAUACCAUGACAUUGGACUCAAUCACAAAACUUGCUUCAACCCCCUCUUCAAUUUUGAAGACAUGCAAGAAAUCACACAACAUUUUGCAGUCUGCCACGUGGAUGCGCCUGGACAGCAAGAUGGGGCAGCCGCUUUUCCACCUGGAUACAUGUACCCUUCAAUGGAUCAAUUGGCUGAAAUGCUUCCUGGAAUUCUGAAACAGUUUGGGUUGAAAAGUGUGAUUGGAAUGGGAACUGGAGCUGGUGCCUACAUCUUAACCAGAUUUGCUCUUAAUCAUCCUGAUAUGGUGGAAGGACUUGUUCUUAUUAAUGUCAACCCAUGUGCUGAAGGAUGGAUGGACUGGGCAGCAACUAAGAUUUCUGGAUGGGCUCAUGCACUGCCAGAUAUGGUCAUCUCGCAUCUUUUUAGUAAGGAAGAGGUUCAAAACCAUCAGGAUUUGAUGCAUACUUACCGCCAACACAUCAUCAAUGAUAUGAAUCAAAACAAUCUGCAUCUCUUUGUCAACUCAUACAACAGCCGAAGAGAUCUAGACAUUGAGCGGCCUAUGCCUGGAACAACUGUUGUAACUCUACAGUGCCCUUCACUGUUGGUGGUUGGAGACAGCUCUCCUGCAGUUGAUGCUGUGGUUGACUGCAAUGCUAAACUUGACCCAACAAAGACCACACUCUUAAAGAUGGCUGACUGCGGUGGUCUUCCUCAGGUUUCUCAGCCUGCAAAGCUCGCUGAAGCUUUCAAGUACUUCAUACAGGGCAUGGGAUACAUGCCUUCUGCAAGCAUGACCAGACUGAUGAGAUCCCGCACAGCAUCUGGUUCCAGUGUCUCCUCCCUUGAAGGGACCAGGAGCAGGUCCCACACUGGCGAAGGAAACCGCAGCAGAGCCCACACUGGCGAAGGAAACCGCAGCAGAGCCCACACUGGCGAUAAUGUCCGGAGUCGUGCUCACACUGACACUCACAUUGAGCUCACUCCCAACUCUGCAAACAACACUGAACAAACCAGCCCCAAGUCAAUGGAAGUUUCUUGUUAAAUGAAAGGGGCUUGAAUUGGAAGUGAGACCUAACCACCACCUACUGUGUAUCUUGAUACUUAACCUAAAGUGUUUUCUGUAACACAUGACUCUGUCCCCCAACUAGAGUUCAGCAGGGACCAAUAAAGCACGCAUCUCAAGUUUCUCUGUUCCCUUAACAGAGGUUGCUGCUAUUCUGUUCUCCAACUAAUUCUAGAUUGCUUUAAAACUUGUCCAGUGGUGAAGCUAACAGCAUUUGAUCACCAAGAUUGAAACCUAAGCUACCUAGGAUCUUGCCUUUGAAGAUGAUCCAUCUCUUGCAACCCCCCUCCCUUUUUUACACUAUUAAAAAAAAAAGCCCUUUCCCAAUGCGACUUUAAAUAAUUUGCUUUGGGGAAAGCAAUGCAUGACUGGAGACUUUUAGAAAAAGUCUGAAAGUGAGGUUGAAGGUGGAUUUACUCAAAUCUGUACAUAUUAAUCGAAUGGGAAUUUAUGUCUGGCCUAUAUAUAUAAUUAAAAUAGGGAAUGUAUUGCAAUUUCAGGCAAACGAAAUCUUAAGCCUUCAUGCUAUUUAGUGGCAGUCUUUUUCCUUUUAGAACUAAAACUGCUUGAGCGAGUAAAGGCCAAGGUUCAAAUUAAUGUCAAAAGCAUGCCAGCAAUUGGUCUUACGUUUUGGACCUCAAAAGGAUGUUUGGAUAUGACAAAAUCAGUUGGCCUUGUGGCUACUUAGUAAUGCGUGUGGUGGUUGGGGGACCAGCAGUAAGUUCUCUUAGAAUGUGGAAAAGUUGUGUAAUGAUUAUAAAGUGCUCUAUAGUCAACUGCCAGGUUGGUCGGCCCCUAGCAUUUCAGGAUUAAGACCAAGUGCUGGAUGAAUACUUUCCACACUGUUCAUGAGCAAGAGAUGCAAGACUGCAAUGGAGAUUUUGAUGACUGUGAAUGUAGAGGUGUAUUGAUUCUGCAGAGCUGUAUUUUGGGGAACAGUGGGCAACGCAACAGAUUUCCAGCAUAGAAUGGUUGUUGUUUUUUACAGAUUAUUUUUCACUGGCUUUCUAUUUGCUACUUCACAAUUUGUAAUAUAGCUCAUGAUUUUUGGCAUUUAAAACUUCAAGCAUCUCUACACCUGAAUAUCAUUGGUAUUUCAAAGAAAACUAAGCUCUAGUGUAGGCAAAUCACCUAUUUUUAAAAUGACAACUGCAGAGUUUCUUGGGUGGUUCACGAGGAGGAGGAACAGAUGGUAAUUGAGAGGCGAAACUUGUCUAUUUCAGAAAAGUUUAUUAAUGAAUUAUUUGUAUUUAUUUCAAAAAUAAAUUUGUAACUUUGCAGUA
This is a messenger RNA of Zootoca vivipara (common lizard), 2763 nucleotides long. It is a transcript of the gene NDRG1, whose product is annotated as N-myc downstream regulated 1. NCBI's taxonomy places the organism in Eukaryota, Metazoa, Chordata, Lepidosauria, Squamata, Lacertidae. The record is from RefSeq and is a predicted model, not a curated record.